GCCGUCCCAGUCGAGUCGGCACGUCCAGCUGAACCACCCGCCCCUGGCCAGCACACCGCUCUAGCCGCGUCUUCGUGGUCCACCCGCGGCCCGCCUCCAGGCCACCGCUCGCCGCCACCAUACAGCUGGUUCUUCGUCCCGCUUUUGCAUGCCGCAGCUAGGUCCCUGCACCCCGAUGCAAUCCAACAAUGGGAAGCCCACCCCUUUUACGGCCGGUUGUGGGCGGAUGCCCUAGCAAACCUGCAGCUCGCGCCAGCAGUCCCAGUUGCCACCCUAGCCACGGCCGUGCAAACCCUUCAGGAUGUCUAUGCCAGGGAAGGUCGCCAGCUCUCAGCCUUCGAAGCCGCACUCCCCGCCGUCCUCGCAGCCCUGGUCGAGGGCCUGCCGGCGGGCACUCUCGCUCACCUCAAUUGGGUUCUCCCGCGGGUCACAGACACUAACGGUUACGUGCCGGCCUCCGCCCAAGAGGCCUUGCUUGAAAAUUACCUCGGCAGUGGGCCAGCAACCGCACUCACCGCAGCUCUUGAAGAAAGUCUACGCACCAGCCCUGAGUCACCUCUACCUGCACAGGUCACGCCGCCCUCUCCCCGUGCUGUCGCUGGCAAUGCAGCCAGCCCCGCGCCCGCCUCGCCCGGUGAUGCCCAAGCGCCUGGCACUCAGUCACCUGCCCCCCCGCCGGCCCGCAGCGCCGCUGGCCUGCAAGGCCGACAACUCAGCGCAGCACUUGCGACCCUGGAUGCUGUCGACGCCACGGCCGUCUUGCGUCAGCCUUGCCCGUUGUUCCGUUCGCCGCCCGCCUUUGUUAAAGGCCCACUGCGGCAAGCACUGCAUUUUGCGCUCACGCAAUUACUCAAUGCCGCGAGCGAGCCUGCCGGCAUCGAUGCUCAGAGAGCGUGGAAACUCUGGCUGUUGCUCCCUCGCAUGUUGCUCUUCAGGCCAUCUGCAGCACCCCGUGUCCCAAAGCCUGAGCUCCGUGCACCCGUGGCCAAUGGCCGGCACGGCUCGAUGAUUCAGCUGCGGCUGCCAGCGUUCCAGCCCGGCGGGCGGUCACACGCCCUCCUAGCCCCUCCGUUGGCCCCAGCUGACGAGGCCACCCUUCAAGCAUUGCAGGACCCCUCCCGCAGACCGCCUCAGCCGUAUGUUCCCUUGGAUCCGGACAUCCUCGCUUUCAGUCCGGAUGUGCCACUCGCACUUUCCCGCGAGAUCCUCAUCUCGAACCUCCGGCGAUCCCGCCGCGGGGCGGCCCCAGGCCCUUCAGGCUACACUGCUGAGAUCCUCCGCCCUUUGCUGGACGACCCAGCGGCUUUGGAAGCCCUGCAUGCCGUUGCCGAGCUGCUCGCCCGUGCCCUGUUGCCAACCUCAGCCGCCUCCGCGCUCGGCCUCGGCCGCAUCGUCGCUGUUAGCAAGCCCGCUGGCGGGGUGCGGGGCAUCGUUGUCGGCGACUUCCUGCGUGCGCAGCACCGCACUCUCCUCGAGCUCCUCCCCACACUCCCAGACCUACAGGUAGCCUGGCUUUUGUUGCUCUACUGCGCGUGCCCCCGGGCACAGUAUGUGCUGCGCAUCCUUCCGCCCGCCCUCACCGCAGCAUUCGCAGCCGAGCAUGACCACCGCAUCCUCAGUUGCUUGGCGCAACUCCUGCAAGUUGAGGCCUCCUCCGACUCCCCGCUGCCGGCUCUCGUCGCCCGUCGG
Symbiodinium pilosum is the source of this 1689-nucleotide messenger RNA. Lineage: Eukaryota; Dinophyceae; Suessiales; Symbiodiniaceae. The record is from the annotation of a GenBank genome assembly.